AUGUCAAAUUUAUUAAAUUGUCCCAUCAAACUAACCAAAUCAAUUGAUCUAAGUCAAAGCUUAAUUGAUUUUAUACAAUCACAUUAUAAUCAAGACCAACUAACUCAUCAAGAUUCAUUAAAACCUGAAACUGAAGCACUUCAAUCCAUCAGAGAAUCAUCGAUCAAUCAACCUUCAUGCUCAAAACUAGCCAUCAAUUCUCAUUCUUUAAAUUCAAUCACAAAAUACCAUGCACAUCUAGUUUAUCUACUCACGAGGUUUCCAUCAAAUAUCGGUGUCAAAUUCGAAUACUGGGCCAUCUUUUCAAGUCCUUCAUCACUCGUAUCAUCACUACUACCCGGAGAAUUACCCAGUUCGAUUCCAAUCGAACAUGAUGACCUGAACUAUGAAAGAGCUUGUACACUCUUCAAUCUCGGUGCUUUACAUACUUCAUUAGCUACCCAUCAGUCUCGUUCGAAUUUAGAUUCUAUUAAAUUGGCUAUACAUCAUUUUCAACAAGCUUCGGCUUGUUUUACUUUUCUAAGAGAUCAUGUACUUCAAUCUCAAGAUCUGGAUCAACUUUUUUCACCUGAUCUUUCAGAGCCUUGUUUGACUGCUUUACAGUACCUUUGUCUAGCUCAGGCUCAAGAAUGUGUUUGGCAAAAAGCUACAAUAGAUCAGAUGAGGAAUGGUUCAAUUAGUAAAGUGGCACAAGAAGUUUCAAGGCUUUAUAAACUAUCAUCUGAAUCUAUGAUUCAAACUUCAAAACUUUCAUCCCAAUCAGCUAAAUGGAUCGGUUUUGGAUUUCCUUCAGAAUGGAUCAAACAUGUUAAUUUGAAAGCUGGUCAUUUUGCUGCUGUGGCUCAGUAUCGUAAAAGUUGUGAUGAUUUAGACUCAAAUGAGUAUGGUAUUGAAGCAGGUAGAUUACAAGAAGCCAUCAAUCUCUUAAAAACCGGCAUGGGAAACCCCAAAUCGAAUUCAAAGAUCGAGUUACAACCCUAUACGAUAGCCAUGAAAGAUUCGGAAAGCUUUUUAAAGAAAUUAGAAGACACCUAUAGAAGAGCAAGACGAGAUAACGAUUUGAUUUAUUUACAAUUCGUUCCUUCUUCAGAUCAAUUACCGAUCAUCAAACCGAUCUCAAUGGUCAAAUCGAUCUUACCUACUAAUGUGGAAAGUCCUUUGGAGUUUUUUAAUGAUCAAGGGUUUGGUGAGAAACUUUUGAAAGAAAUCAUUCCCUUUGGUGUUUAUAGAGCUGUAGGAGUUUAUGAUGAAAGGAAAAAGGAUUGGAUUAAUAGUCAAUUCGAAGCUGUGGUGGAAGAAUUAGAUGAUAUUGCUGUUAAACAAUUACAAGCUAUGAAUUUACCGGGUUCAUUACAAGCUCUCGAACGUCCCAUCAAUUUACCUCCCUCUGUAAUCCGAAAUUCGGAAGAGAUUCGGGCUCAAAACGCGUCUCGUGCGAUGUUGGAAAUGUUAUCAAGUGUAGAACAUGUAUCUGUUUCGAAUGCAAACUUGUUACAAGAAAUUGGAAACUCGUUAGAGGUUGAGGCGAUGGAAGAUGAAAGGUGUAGGAUUGAGUUUGGGACUCAAUUUUGGAAACUACCUCCAUCCUCGUCAGUCAAUCAUGUACUCAGGAGACGUGAGGGUGAAUUAAGGAAUACAUUGGUGGAUGCGAGUAGGAGUGAUGAGGUGGUCAAAGGUCUUUAUCAAGAAUGGGCCAAGAUUAUUGAACUCUUGGGUCAAGAUGAGGAAACUAUUAUUAGAGCUGUACCUACCACUCGAGCAACAUUAGAUACACACGAUACAUCUGAACCAAGAAGAUUAAGAUCACUUCUGGAUACGUUGGAUGAUCUUAGGAUCGAACGACAAAACAUCUUGGGUUCGGCUCAUCGAAAGAUGGUCAAAGAUCAAAUUAGAGAAUUUGUUUUAAGUAAGAAAGAUGUACAAGGAAUUGAAAACUCUUGGGAAGAGAUCUUUGAAGACCGUUUGGUUGAACAGUAUGGAGAAUUAAAGGAUAAUUUGAAAUCUAAUGGUCAUCGACAAGAUGAAUUGAUUUGUGAAAUUGAGGUAGCUAAUCAAGCUUUUUUAGAUUCACGUAUUGAUGAUCCAGUGACCAAAGCAAGAGAAGAGAUGUUACAAAAGUUUGAUUUAGCUUAUUAUAAAUUUCAUGAAAUUAUGAAUACACUUAAAGAAGGACUUGGAUUUCAUCAACAAUUUGAAAAAUUUAUUGUACAACUUAAAGAUCAAACAGAUAAGUUUUUAGAAUCAAGAAGAAUCCAAUCAAAUGAAUUAAAAAAAUCUAUCGAAACUGGAAAUCUGGAUUUAGAAACACCUAAAAAGGACAAAAGUAAAGUGAAAUCGAAACCAAAGAAAUCUUCGACUCGAUCUGGAAUCGGAUCAUCAAGAACAUCUGAGAUUAGUCAGACUAGCGAACAAGAGGGACAGGAGAGUAGAAGUAUUCAGCCUGGUGUUUAUGAUCCUUCUAUACAUGGUCCUAUAAAGUUUCUUGGAUGA
This is a messenger RNA of Melampsora larici-populina 98AG31, 2490 nucleotides long. RefSeq lists its product as uncharacterized. Gene Ontology annotation, molecular function: protein binding. Gene Ontology annotation, cellular component: endosome. The coding region runs from base 1 to 2490 and encodes 829 amino acids. Lineage: Eukaryota; Fungi; Basidiomycota; Pucciniomycetes; Pucciniales; Melampsoraceae. The transcript is spliced from 13 exons. The record is from RefSeq and is a predicted model, not a curated record.